UGCUAAGUCGUGGUCUGAAGCAGUGAUUGAGCACCUGGUGGGAAGGCAGGGCCAACCCAGGUAAGCCCAGGUGCAUGCAGUGCAUUGAGUGACCAGAAGGGAUGGAGCCAGGAACCACCCCUUCCCAGACCUCAUUCAAGGGUUGACAGUGGACAGGAGGGCAUUUUGCUGGAGGUUCCUAUUUACAUGAUCCCUUCCAAAGGGAAAUGAGAUGCACACUGGGAUGAUCCUGCUCCUACUGCCUGGUUUAUAGGAAAGAAAUACCUUGAGAAAACAUAUGUGAGCUGGCUGGAGAGAGAAUGUUUGGGAGACAGAAGCACUGACUUUCAGGAAGAGAGUAAAACAGCAUUAUGGGAACAAAAAAAGACCUUCUAAAAAUCAGAAUAGCUUCAACAUUGCUCACUCUGCUAAUGGAUUCAUUAUUACAGAGAGAUUGUGAACGGGACAAUGGGACUUUUAUUUCUUCCCUUGGGAGUGAGGCAAGAAAGUGGCUGCUUAAAUCACUAUUGACAUUCAGCAUGUGAAUUCCAGUUUUGAUUUUAUGAAUGGCCUCUAUCAUCACAUCUUGUGCGGACCGUCUCAUGCUCAUUGUGCUGUGGGGUUAGACACACUGUCACCAUCCCUAUAAAUAGCUGCAUUGGUUGCGAAGGGCUAUCAGAGCCUCCUCUGAAAGAAUAGGCCUUUUGACCAGUGGCAUUUUAGGCCACUUUUCUUCAAACUUUCUAGACAAGAUAGCAUGUUUUCCACUCUGUGGAUCCUAGAAAAUGGACAGUAACCAAAGUAUUGAUCUGUGAAAUUCAGGCACCCAGUGAGUGUGAAGAGCACACGGGGAAAACCAAAGUUAGGAGCAAUAGGACAGAGCAUGCUCUCCAGAAGAAGUCUCAGCUGCGGGGCUUGCAAGGAGUAACAAACUGCUAUGCACAGAAAGAGAAGCUCCUUGUGAUCCAUCUGGAAUCUGAGCUGCUGUGCACAACUGCUGCAGUGUUGGACAGGUCUGCUCUGCACCCAAAAAUGCUCAAGUGUACCAGGGGAUGGGCGAAUGGUAUACAUCAUGUAGAAUAAUGGAAUCAAGAUGGGAAGCAUCUGUAGAAGUAAGAACAAACAUUUCCAAAUUUGAAAAUUAAAUCCAAAGAGCAGUGUAGGCUCAGAGUGGGAUGAAGUCCAUAACCCAUCCUGAAAUGAUGCAAGAAGCAGCAAAUUAAAUUCUGCCUUUACAAGCUUCCCUCCACACCAGGGAAUCUGAAAAAAUGGGAUUUUUACAUCUCUCCAGCCAGCACUGAAAACGAAUGGGGAUUGAAUUGCUUUGCCUCUUUUUCCUAUUUCUGCAAAGAAAUAAUUAUGUGCAAGGGACCUGUUCUCAGGAAAGUGGAGUGACUUGUGAAGAUUGUUUGCUUUCCGGACCACACUGUGCUUGGUGCUUCCAAGAGAAUUACACAGACUCAGCUGGAAUUCAUGGGAGGUGUGAUACCCCAGAAAACCUUUUGUCAAAAGGAUGCCAGUUGAAUUUGAUUGAAUUUCCCAUUUCAGAAGUGGAAAUUCACAGAAACAAACCUCUAACUAUAGCAACCCAGAAGGACAAUUCUGAUGUCACACAGAUUUCUCCCCAGAAAUUAACACUCAGGCUGCGACCAGGACAUGAAGAAACAAUCCAGAUCAAGGUUCGGCAAAGUGAAGAUUAUCCAAUUGACCUCUAUUACCUCAUGGAUCUUUCAGCUUCCAUGGAUGAUGACCUGAAUACAAUAAAAGAAUUAGGCUCAACUCUUUCCAAAGAAAUGUCAAAACUGACAAGCAACUUCAGACUGGGUUUUGGAUCUUUUGUUGAAAAACCAGUUUCACCAUUUAUCAAAACUACAGCUGAAGAAAUAAACAACCCUUGCAGAAGUGUGCCAUAUGAGUGCUUGCCCACCUUUGGAUACAAGCAUGUUUUGUCACUGACAAAUGAUGCCGAAAGAUUCAAUGAAAUUGUAAAAGGACAGCGAAUCUCUGCUAACAUAGAUACUCCAGAGGGAGGAUUUGAUGCAAUUAUGCAGGCAGCUGUUUGCAAGGAAAAAAUUGGAUGGAGGAAUGACUCUCUGCAUUUGCUGGUGUUUGUGAGUGAUGCUGAUUCCCAUUUUGGGAUGGACAGCAAGCUAGCAGGAAUUGUUAUUCCUAAUGAUGGGAACUGUCAUUUGGACCACAAUAAUGAAUAUUCCAUGUCAACUAUUCUGGAGUACCCCACAAUUGGACAAUUAAUUGACAAACUUGUGCAAAACAAUGUUUUGGUAAUUUUUGCUGUCACGAAUGAACAAGUUCACACAUACGAGAACUAUGCAAAGCUUAUUCCUGGAGCUACUGUUGGUCGACUGCAGGAGGAUUCCGGAAAUAUUCUCCAGCUGAUCAUUGCUGCGUAUCAGGAGCUGAGGUCCGAAGUAGAGCUGGAGGUCUUUGGGGACACAGAAGGACUUGAUCUCUCUUUCACUGCCAUCUGUAACAAUGGGACCUUUUUUCCACAUCAGAGGAAAUGCUCUCAUGUGAAAGUGGGAGACACAGUCUCCUUCAAUGUGACCAUAAGUCUGCCCACUUGUGAUAAAACCACCAGGUAUGUUGUGAUAAAACCAGUGGGUCUCAGUGACAUGCUGGAAAUGGAAAUCCUCCCUCAGUGCAGCUGCAGCUGCCAGGCCAAGGCUGAGAGGAACAGCUCGAAAUGCAACAAGGGGAAAGGCACUUUUGAGUGCGGAGUGUGCGUCUGCCACCCCGGGUACAUGGGUCCACACUGCGAGUGUGAUGAGAAUGCUCUCAGCACUGGAUCCUGCAAGGGCUCUGUGGAGCAGAGCUCCUGCAGCGGGAGAGGCAGCUGCUAUUGCGGGCAGUGUGUUUGCCACCCAUCCAUGUAUGGAAGAGUUUACGGAGCGCAUUGUGAGUGUGAUGACUUCUCGUGUGUGAGACACAGAGGGCUUCAGUGUGGAGGCAAUGGAGACUGUGACUGUGGCGAAUGCGUGUGCCACAGUGGGUGGACUGGUGAAUACUGUAAUUGCACAACUGACACCAGCUCCUGCAUUUCUGAGGAUGGAACGCUGUGCAGCGGGAGAGGUGAAUGCAUCUGCGGGUCGUGUGUGUGCAUUCAUCCAGGGGCCUCAGGCCAAACAUGUGAAAAAUGCCCACUGUGUGGUGACCCUUGCAGUUCCAGAAGGAGCUGUGUGGAAUGUCAUUUGGCUUCUGAUGACAAGCUGCAGGGAGAAUGCAAUGAAAAAUGCAAAUCAGUUGAUGCAACUGUCAGCACUGCAGAGGAUUUUUCAGAGGAUAAAUCCAUUCCUUGCUCUUUGCAGGGGGAAAAUGAAUGUAUAACCACUUUUCUUCUGGCUGAGGAUGAGCAGGGCAAGACAGUCAUACACAGCAUAAAGCAAAAAGAUUGCCCAGAGCUUCCAAAUAUCCCAAUGAUAAUGGUGGGCGUCACCCUUGCUAUCCUUCUCAUUGGCAUUGUGUUACUUUGUAUAUGGAAAUUGAUGGUGUCAGUUCAAGAUCGAAAAGAAGUGGCCAAGUUUGAAGCAGAAAAAUCAAAAGUUAAAUGGCAAACGGAAACAAACCCACUGUACAGAGGUUCAACAAGCACUUUCAAAAAUGUAACUUACAAGAACCAAGAAAAGCAAAAAGGGGCCAUGGCUGCAGAUUUCUAUUAGCACUUUGAACCCUAAAAACUUAGUUUUACUGUCGAGAAAUCUAAAAACACUAAUUUUUGUCUCUUCUCAGUUGAUUAUGUGCUCUUUGCACACUGCAGUAUAAUCAUUCUGUUAGAUAAAAUGUAUCUUGUGGUGGGAGAGCUAUAGAUAAUAAUAGUAGUAAAGGUUAAAGAAAUAUAUUUUUUACAAACUUUAAUAUUAAACAACUUCCAUUUCAGAAAAAAAAAAAUGGUAUCACCUAAUAUUUUAAAUUAGCUCAUUAAUACUGAGCUAUAUAUGACUUUGUUCAUCCACUGAAUCUGAUAUGUUUAUGUUUAGGAAUGUAUUUAUACCAGUCCGUUUGGUGGGCUGGCUUACAUUUAACAAGGUAAAUUUUUCAUAAAUGCUGCUUAAACUGUGGAGGUCAGUGGUUUCUCAUACUGACUCUGUAACUGAACAGGUUUUCAUCAGAAACAAACGAUGUGUGUUACGGCAUAACUUCCAUGUAUCUAAGGUAUAUAAAAAUACUCCUCCGAAGUUCUUCCUUUUUCUCCUACUUCCCUCUUUCCUUGACCUUGAAUUGGUUCUGUUUGAUGUGGUUUAAGAAUCAAACCCCUAAGAUUAUCUCAGGGAAAGCUAAAUCAAGCCCUAAUUGACUCACAUAAAUGCUCUCUGUCUAGGUAUGAAAGACUUUCCCCCCUCUUUCCUUUAAGUUUCAGUAUAGAGGAUCAAUAGCAAAAGAGAAAUAUUUGCAAAUUAGAGACAGCAAUAGAGAAGUUUUAGAUCAGAGGAUUUUUACCAUUCACUUCCUGAUUAGGCACUCAAAAUAAACUUCUCAUGCUGGACUAUUACAUGAACUCCUGCAUGGGCUCUUUACAUGCAUGGAAAGCUGAAGCACAAAGGCUUUGUAUCACAAAGACAGUAGUUUUUUGUUGAGAAACCCUAAACUGAGAGGUUCUUUCAAUGCCCAGCAGCCAAACCAUAUAUUGAUGUGUGAAAUAAUAUAUAUUCUACUCUUUGGGGCUUUUUUUUUUCAAACUAAGCAAUAGAUAGAUCAGUGAAUUCCACCUGCUAUUAAUUUCCAUGCCACUACUGAGGAUUUUUAAAUCUCACUUUUAACUCGGUACUAAUGACUCACCAUAACUUCUUAAAUUGUAAUGCUGGUAUCUUGACAUCAAGAAAAGAAGCCUCAACAACAUCAGCUAACCCAAUGGAUUAAAAAGUUACAGUUCUGGGCUAUUUUAGGCUAACAAUAGUGUAGUUUACUUUUUAAUAUCAUUUUUUUAAUGCUCUGGAAUAGAUGGUCAAAAUGCAUGUACUCAGAAGACUUAGAAAACAAAGAUACACUGGCACAGUCACAGAUGGUGAUGUACAUUCCCUGUGGUAAAUUAUGCAUUUGAUCUAAAAACUUGUUGUCCAUUUUGUAAUGAAUACUUACAACGUCUGUGCAACUUCAGUCUCUGUAUCAUCUACAAUCACUGGAUGUGAGACUGAUACUAUCAUGCCUGUUUUAGGGCCUGAUCCAAAUCCUAUUGGAAUCAGUGGCUACAGAUGAGGAUCUAGUUUCAGUGAAACUAUUAGUUUUGGUUUACAAUGAUUGUUUAGUUUAAACAAACCAGUUAAUACUGUCUAUUAGUGGGUUAGAACUCAUGGAACCUAUGUUUCUGUGCAAAGAGAAAUAAACAGUAUCUGAUGCCUUUGGGAAGAAGGUGCUGUGAUGAGCACGUAAGAAAUACAAAAUGAUUGCAGUAUGAAGGGAAUGAUGACUGUCAUCAAACUGGAACAGAUUAAUUACAGAUUACAUCUUUAUUUUUCAGUACUCUUGUGUAUCUCAAAAUGAAAAUGUACAUAGACAAAUUUUCCCUUGUUUUCUGCUUAUUACCUCUGUUUUCCCUUACUAUCUCCUGUUUCCAACCACUAAACUGCCAAAGAUAUUAGUGCAAGUUGCUAAAUCCUGCUUCCCUGAUACACAGAUAAACCCCUGGAGGCAAAGCUGGCCCCUGGGCUGUCUCAGAUUCUACUUGGGCCAGGAUUGCCCAAAGGAAUAGGGAAAUCCAGAUUUAGCCCAUGUGAAUAAUCUGUUACUCUUCUGUUUUUUAAGUAAAGACAUUGAAUGUCAAUAUUUUUCUGAAAGAAACUGACCUAGUAUUUUGUUGUUGUUGUUGUUGUUUUUACUUUUUAAAGUAUAACAAAAUCUUCACUGUUUAUUGAAUAUCUUUUAAGUUCUGUUUCUGAUAAAGUUCAUUCUGCAGCUCAGUGUGAGUGUUGAAAGCUCUUCUUCUGUAGGUCACCCAUUUCAACACUGAACUACUUUUCCAUAUUCAAACACUGUUAUCAAAGUAGUGUUCACAUUCCACACAAAAUGUCUGUUGGUCUGCAUUCUGUGUUUCUAUAAGAGAUUUCAUUUCUCUAAACUCUGCAGUCUGUUCACAUCACUUACAUCUUCUGAUUGUCAGCAAAGAUCCAAUUUGGGAGGGAGACAACAUUUACACUCCAGUUAAACCUCCUAGCAAUGUCUCUGCAAAUUAUACAGAAAUUGGGCAGCGUCUUCUGCAGUUUCCCUGCUGUGACCAAGAGUAGUACAAAUGUGCUGUGCCACUUUCAAAGCUGUCAGGAAGAAAAUAACUACAAUUAGAAGAGAGUAAAUAGAAUGACUUGGUGAGAAAGCCCUCUGCUACUGAGGAAUGAACCAAGCUUUUAACAGCGGUAAUUUAGAUCAUACAUUUUUACAAAAAAAAAAAAAAAAAAAAAAAAAAAAAAAAAAAAAAAUGCAAAACAAAAUCCCCACAAACAUAACUGGAUCUCAAGAUCGUAAUUGGCAUUCACUGUAGAAAUAUAGUGGUGUUCAUGUCUUUUUAUUAAUUAUAUUACUUUCAUCUUGCAGUAUGUGUAUAAAAGUUCACUUUUCUUUUUCUCCUUUUUAACUCCACCAAAUUACCAGUGGGUUGGUGUGUGGUGAGUGGGAUGAAAAUGUCUUUCUGCUGUUUUUACAAAUACUGUUUUGACCUGGGGGCUGGACCUUGAGGGUGGCCAAAACAUUUUUAAUAGGAAUUUUAUUAACUGAAGACUUAAACUAAAUAAUAACAAUAAUAAUAAAAAUAAAAAUAAUUAGCAAUUUUAUGGUAUUUGUGUGUCUUUUACAUCUUGUAGAAUGGUAUUUUCAUUAAUGUGUAUUGAAUUGAUGAUUUUUCAUUUGAUUUAUAUGUUAAUCUGUGUUGUAUCUGCCCAGACUGCAUUUAACCUUGGCCUAUAAUUAUAGCCAGUGGGUAAUGAGCCUGGCAUACAAGUGUGAGGUGUUAGCAUGUGGUACACUCUGUGUUGUCCACCAUCAUGCAGCAGUCCAAGUUUCUUUUGCAGUGGCCAUAAGGAAGUUACUGUCUGACAAAACAUAACACGCACAAUCUGAAAGUAAAAAGGAGAUAAUUCUUAUCUUGGUCUGUUUGCAAGAAACAGGUAAAUACCUCAACUUUCUGUAAAAGAAGGAUUACUGAACCUUC
Lagopus muta (rock ptarmigan) is the source of this 7132-nucleotide messenger RNA. RefSeq names its product integrin subunit beta 6 (gene ITGB6). Gene Ontology annotation, cellular component: integrin alphav-beta6 complex; focal adhesion; cell surface. The record is from RefSeq and is a predicted model, not a curated record. Gene Ontology annotation, molecular function: integrin binding. The transcript has 19 exons. Lineage: Eukaryota; Metazoa; Chordata; Aves; Galliformes; Phasianidae. The coding region runs from base 1287 to 3656 and encodes 789 amino acids. Gene Ontology annotation, biological process: integrin-mediated signaling pathway; cell migration; cell adhesion mediated by integrin.